UUUUUCUCUGUAUAGUGAGUUUACUCAACUCAGUUUCGUCAUAUACUGUAUAAUAUAUAUAUAUUGUGAUAUUGAUAAUAUGUAUGUAAUAUACCUCCUAUUAUGUUUUACGGUUUCGAUAAGUGCUAUGGAGAGUGGAUUCACUUUUUUACUUGGAGCUAGGCAGAGAGAAUGCUUUUUUGAAAAUCUGAAAGCUAAUAUGUCUCUUGAUUUGGAAUAUCAGGUAAUUGAAGGUGGAGACCUUGAUAUAAAUUUUGAGGUAUUUGACCCAAAUGGCAAACGCUUGCUUUAUGAAGAAAAGACUUCAGAUGACUCUCAUGAGCUGGUUAUAACUACUCCUGGGAUAUACAGUUUCUGUCUAGAUAAUAGCUUCAGUAGCAUAACAAGCAAAUUGGUUUACCUGGACUUAGGAAUUAUAGAUGAAAAUGAGGAAUUGGGGAAUGGUGGUGCCAUGGACACUGUUGUCAAUGUUUACGCGAAUAUUGAAGGGAUCCGAACAAAAUUGGACAAAGCAAGCUCUUACCAGGGCGCGUUGCGGGCAAAGGAGGCAAGACAACGUUACUUUUUGGAGAGCAAUAAUUCGCGUGUAAUGUGGGUAUCUUGUAUGGCAAGUAUAAUAAUGAUUAGUGUUGGAUUAGUCCAGGUAUAUUUCGUUCGACAUUUGUUCGAUCAAAGACAAAAAACUAGAGUAUAAUAUUAUAGUGAUAAUUGCUAAUUUUCUUUCAAAUAGAUUAUAUAGGGUAUUAGUACAGUAUUAUACAUAAAUAUUUUCAGUUACAAAUGAAAUCUUUAAGGCAAAGUAGUCCUACUAGUUUGAGAAUAACACUACUUUGUCGUGAUUUAACUUUCUUAUCUAUAUACUAUGCAUGUUUCUAACCUUUGGCCAUAUUGCUAAGGGGGUGGGAUUUCGUUUGAAUUUUGUUUCGUUUUCUAAACAUUUCAAAAAGUUUCGAAGUAUAUUUUUCAACAAUUAAGAUAUGAAAACUCUGCAAUUAUCCGCAAUUUCAUGAUGAAUAAUACAUCUCCUGAUAUAGCACGAUUCCCCUGUGCCGAUAUUGGCAAUAAAGUAUAUUUUCACAGGCGUGUGUAUACUAUAUUGCAGUAAACUGUCAAAAUAGGAUUCUUUAAAUGCCAAAUUUAGAUGGUUAUUGUAAUCAGUAAUAAUUUCAUUUCGUUGUGAGUACGUGCAAGGGUGGCUCAGAGAUAAUAAUAGGGUAACAAGGAGGAAUUUCGUUUUAGACCAAUCAGAAAAUUGGUUUACAUUUUAGUAACCCAAUCAGAAUGAAUAAAUAUUGGCUACUUCUGGUAAAAAGGUACAUUGUAUGUUUACCAUUUUACACGAAGUAUUAAAAAUUGAGGCUUCAUGGUUGGCUUAGCCUGAAAAAGAUAAACAAAUUAGUUUAAAAUUAGUCUACUGGGGCCCGUUGUUCAAAGCUGGGUUAGCGCUAACCCUAUAUGUUAAAUUUUAUUCCGCUGUUUUGGUUUAUAUGCUUCUGCACCGCCGUUUGUUUCAAGACUUUACAAAAUAAGACUUUGAUUGAUCCACAAAUUAUUUAUCAAAAAACAUGUUCAACUUCAUA
Dendronephthya gigantea is the source of this 1580-nucleotide messenger RNA. RefSeq names its product transmembrane emp24 domain-containing protein 5-like. The transcript has 3 exons. Gene Ontology annotation, cellular component: endoplasmic reticulum-Golgi intermediate compartment; endoplasmic reticulum; Golgi apparatus. The record is from RefSeq and is a predicted model, not a curated record. Gene Ontology annotation, biological process: intracellular protein transport; endoplasmic reticulum to Golgi vesicle-mediated transport; Golgi organization. NCBI's taxonomy places the organism in Eukaryota, Metazoa, Cnidaria, Anthozoa, Malacalcyonacea, Nephtheidae. The coding region runs from base 80 to 694 and encodes 204 amino acids.